This is a messenger RNA of Lonchura striata (white-rumped munia), 2687 nucleotides long. The record is from RefSeq and is a predicted model, not a curated record. NCBI's taxonomy places the organism in Eukaryota, Metazoa, Chordata, Aves, Passeriformes, Estrildidae.
AUGACACUCUCGGCACACAGCUCGCCAUGCCCUGCUCUCUUAGAGCCCAGGAUUUCACGGGACUCUUGGAAGGCGGCUGAGAGGAAGGGCUGCCUUCAUACCCGCAGGAGCCAGCCGAGCCAAAGGCGAGAUGUCCGGCCGCUGUUUCUAGCACCAGCUCACGACGGAGCCGCGGGGAGCCCGCGUGCCCACAGCGGCGGCCACACCGGCUGCCACCGCCGCCUCUGCUCUGCCGACCGGGCUGGGCAGAGCGGGGACGCCGAGAGAGCCCGACCGCGGCCCGGCGCGCUCACAGCAGGGCCGGCCCGGCGCGCGCCCGUGCGCGGCCCGCGGCGCUGUCCGGAGGCGCUGGCGGGGCCCUGUGGGCACGACGGGCACCGGCACCGAGCCGCGGUCCCAGCGCUGCCUCCCGGCGGGCGGAGCCUCCCGGGGCUGCUCCCUCCGUGCCGGUCCCGGCGGUGCCCGGCCCGCUGGUGCGAGGCGCCGGCACACGGCAGGUGCCGGUGGGAUUGUCAGGAUCAAGCAGAGCAGUUUUUUAGAAGUGGACAUACAAAUAACUGGGCAGUUUUGGUGUGUACAUCUCGAUUCUGGUUUAAUUAUCGUCAUGUGGCAAAUACUCUUUCAGUGUACAGAAGUGUCAAGAGGCUGGGCAUUCCUGAUAGUCACAUUGUCUUGAUGCUGGCAGAUGAUAUGGCAUGUAAUCCCAGAAAUCCCAAACCUGCUACUGUGUUUAGUCAUAAAAACAUGGAGCUAAAUGUCUAUGGAGAUGAUGUGGAAGUGGAUUACAGAAGCUAUGAGGUUACUGUGGAAAAUUUCUUGCGUGUUUUAACGGGAAGAAUCCCACCAAGCACACCACGAUCUAAACGUCUUCUUUCUGAUGACAGAAGCAAUAUUUUAAUAUAUAUGACAGGCCACGGUGGAAAUGGUUUCCUAAAAUUCCAGGAUUCUGAAGAAAUCACAAAUGUAGAACUUGCUGAUGCCUUUGAACAAAUGUGGCAGAAAAGGAGGUACAAUGAAUUGUUGUUUAUUAUUGAUACUUGUCAAGGAGCAUCCAUGUACGAACGAUUUUAUUCACCCAAUAUAAUGGCCUUGGCUAGCAGCCAAGUAGGAGAAGAUUCUUUAUCACAUCAGCCUGACCUGGAGAUUGGCGUUCAUCUCAUGGACAGAUACACAUUCUAUGUGUUAGAAUUCUUGGAAGAAAUCCAUCCAGCCAGUCAGACAAAUAUGAAUGACCUAUUUCAGGUCUGUCCAAAAAGCUUGUGUGUUUCCACCCCUGGGCACCGAACAGACCUGUUCCAGCGGGACCCCCAGAACGUUCUGAUCACGGAUUUCUUCGGCAGCGUCAGGAAGGUGGAGAUCACCGCAGGGGCGCUUGCCCUGGACCGGGACGUGGCUGCACUGGAAAGCAAGUUUCCAGAGGAGGAGUUGGCAACAGAGCCACUAAAAUAUGCUGAACAACUUCCUGUAGCUCAGAUUAUACACCAGAAACCAAAGCAAAAGGAUUGGCACCCUCCUGGAGGAUUUAUUUUAGGACUCUGGGCAUUGAUCAUCAUGGUUUUCUUCAAAACAUAUGGAAUCAAGCACAUGAAACAUGUUUUCUGAACUGGAGCAAACAAGAUACUUGCAUUGGCUGCUACUUUGGGUUCAUGGGUAUCUCCUGUGUUCUCUGCAUGGGGAUUAUGGUUGUGUUGAAACACUGUGUUGAUAUCUUCCUUCUAAAGGUUCUUUUGAAGCCAUCUCUUCUGCCCCUUCUUCUGGAAAGAUUCUAAAAAAAUGUUACUGUUAUUUGUCUUAAUUUAAACAUAUUUUAAUGCUUUUCUGAGCAUUUUUUCUUUUUGGUUAAACUUGAAAAAGGGCAGGACUUAAAAUCAGUAACAGGAUUUCUGUGGUUGCUUCUGGAUUGUAAAUGGGCAAAUUCUUUCCACCAUACUUUGAGGUAAAUCUUAGAAGAAGUAAUCUCUUACUAAAGAACUGGAUAUUGUGGAGAACUUUAUUGAAGAUGUCAUUCUGUCAACAAGAACUUAACCCACUUUGCAGACUUUGGCAUGGCAUAUUGAAAGCUUUCUUCACAAAAAUAAAAAUACUCUGGAAUAUAGUGAUUUCUUUUUCCUUAUUAUUUUUUCUUCCCUGUUAAAUAAAACCCUUAGAUUAGUCCUUUCAUCUUAGGCAGUUUUGAGUCUAGAAUUCUAGGAGUUGGUGAAAGUAAAAUGAAAAUUAUGACCUUGCUGAAUCUACUUAAAAAGAAAGCCAAAAAACUUGAAAGGACCUCACCAUGUCCAUUAGAAACCCUUCACAGGUGUUGUAUUUUCAAUGCAUACAGUAUGAACUUGGAUGCUUUCAGAAUUUUCAGUGCACUGGAUUUUGCACCAAAGAAAAUCGACUCUGGCAUCAGGAUGAAGAACAUUAUAAAUUGUACCAUUGUAUUCUGCAGUUUCUGAGCCCUCAGAAAAUGUGCUUUGUUGCCUGUGUUUUGUACAUUCUAGUUUGGCAUAUUGAUUUGUUCUUCCUGGACAUUUACUGAUGAAUGUAUGCUAGAAGGGUUUUGUCUGUAUAAUACAGUGAUAUUUGUGAAGAGAAGAGCAAAUCUGUGCAUGUGUAGAAACACAUCAGUCAGUGAGGAGAAGCUUUUGCCCUGUGCUUUUGGAACGUGUUCUCUACCUUAACCAAAAUAAAGCUUACCUGAUGCA